AUGUCUAUCGCCGAGUCUAUUGAAAGUAUCAAUACUCUGGCCGGCAAUGUAUCGGGCCUGAAGGGAAACGAGCGUCAGGAUCUACUACAGGCCUGCGAAAAGCUCAGAGAUAAGCUUGAGAAGCCCUCCGAUACGAUCGUGCGCCUUGCAUUUUCCGGUCAUCAACUCGUGGUCCUUCGACUUGCUGCUGACCUCAAACUGUUCGAUGUUAUGGCCCUCGAAGCAGGCCAGUCUCUGGAUGGCUCAGUGAACCUUCACGCGCUUGCGGAGAAGACGCCUGCGGAGCCUUUGUUACUCACUCGGAUCAUGAGAUUUUUAGCAGCCAUGGGAGCCGUGCAUGAGAUUCGCCCACAGGUAUAUUCGCCAGCCCCAUUGGCGGCGGAUUUGGUGUCCAGCUCUCCUCUUUCAGCUGCGCUGAUUCAUUGUACGCAUUUCAUGUCAGUAUUGUCGAAGCUACCGGAGUAUUUCAAUGAGAAAGGGUGGAAGAGCCCCCACGAUGCCCACGAUGGGCCUUUUCAGUUCGCCUUGGGAUCCAGCCAACAUUAUUUUGAGUUCUUGAGCUCCAACCCGUAUUAUGGGCAAGCGUUCAAUACGGUGAUGGCGAUGCCAUUUCGCCGACGAGGGAAGAACUGGUUCGAGUUUUAUCCGGCCGCCGAACGAUUACUGGUUUCCUCCGCAGGCGAGGAUCUCAGGAUGUUCCACGAGCGCUUCCCUGAUUUGCCGGGGAAGCUCGUGCUGCAAGACCUGGCUCCCGUCAUCGAUAGCGCCACGGCGCUGCCGGAGAGAAUCGAAAGCCAAUCUUAUGACUUCUUUCAGGAGCAGCCAAUCAAGCAUGCAAAGGCCUACUUCAUGCGAACAGUUUUGCACGACUGGCCGGAUCAGCAAGCGGAGAAAAUCCUCCGGCGCGUCUGCGAUGCAAUGGGCCCGAAUUCCGUUCUGCUGAUCAAUGAGCUCAUCUUGCCUGAAGCGGGGGUUCUUCUCUCUUCCGCGCUCGGUGAUAUCCAGAUGAUGGGCUCAUUUGCCUCUCUAGAGCGGACUGAAGCACAAUGGAAACAGCUGCUUCAAAACGCCGGCCUUGAGCUGGUCCAUGUUUGGCUGCCUCAAGACUGUGAGAAGACUCCAGAAGCCCUAGCAAACCAAGCCGCUGUUUUUGAAGCUCGUCGAAGAUACGGUUAA
Penicillium chermesinum is the source of this 1176-nucleotide messenger RNA. RefSeq lists its product as uncharacterized. Gene Ontology annotation, molecular function: O-methyltransferase activity. The coding region runs from base 1 to 1176 and encodes 391 amino acids. The record is from RefSeq and is a predicted model, not a curated record. The transcript has 5 exons. Lineage: Eukaryota; Fungi; Ascomycota; Eurotiomycetes; Eurotiales; Aspergillaceae.